AUGGACACCACUAGAGAUCUAAUUACUACCCUGGAACUACUCCAGAUAUUUCUUCAGGACGCCUCGGGUGAUGACCGACAUGCAGCUGUGUGUCUGCUUACCGACAAGCUCGUUCUCGCCUCGAGCAGCCGCGACCUCCCAUUCGCCGCCGCGACUUCCGGACUUGGGUACACGGUCGCGGUGAAGGCUAGAACAAAAGCAAUCGAGGACACGCUUAAUGCCUUUAACUUGGAGAGUGCCAUAGAGAUCGCUGGCAUCCAUAUACCAAUUGUUGCAUCUCAAGAUGCUCUGAGUGAUGCAUGUGCGUACGACGCUGUACUAGUGCGCCAAGAUCGGGUGCUUGUGGUCUGGGGCGAUAGGACGACCGCCAUCGUCAGACAAUUUUGCCAGGUAGAGCACAGACUGCGCCAUCUCGUUGGUGAAUGCAUUUGCGAUGCAUUUGACGAACCAUCCGACCGCAAUUUGGCCACUAAAGAUCAUGGCCGCAGUCUAUAUCCCGGAUAUAACGGAUUUAUCGACGAAACUUUCAAAAGACGAAUGCUAGAAGAGAAUGUCGACCCAUCAGAGUCGAUACCGAAGGAAGAGCCAGCGGUGAACCCUACGCUCACGCUCAGAGACCCAUCCGUCGGGUUCUGGGCUGGGUCAAAUCGGGCCACAGAGGUCCGCACAACCAAUUCUGGCCGUCGCGCUCGGCACAACGACACGCUGGCAGACGCCUCAGGCUCUGUGAGUGGCGUAGCGGCCACAUCGCACACCACGUCGUAUACGAGAGCUCGCAUAUCUAGAGCAGUCACGGCUUGCCCACGCAAGAUGGGCAAGACCGAAACUAGCCCUAAAUACGGCAAUACCUCCAGCAACAUGGGCGCAAGUGACAACGAUGACGGUGACUCCAGCAGAGAUGAUAACGAUGACUCUGCUGUAAACCUUGUCGGUGAAGAGAUACACCAGACAUAUGCUACGUCUGGUGCAUACACUACUCGCUUCAGCGGCCGGACGUCUCAGUCAAGAGGCGGUGAACACGUACCACUCCUCAAUUCGACGGCCACAGGGCCGACGCGUCGUUCGCAGCCAAGUCGCAGUGCCAAGCGGAAGAGUCCCAGCACCGACAACAAUGGCCACGUCGACGGCUCCUCCGACUCGCGCAACAAGAAACAAAAGACGAAACACGCGGCACCUCCUCGGCAGCAAAAGAAAUUCGUCUGUCCUCGCGAGAAAUGCAAGCAUCAGGGAUUCAAAAGUCAGAGCGACUUCCGCUGUCACCUGCGGAGCUGUUUUGAGAUCAAGCAGUUCUUCUGUCCUCGUUGCGGUAAUACUUUCGCGCGGAUAGAUGCAACGAACCGUCACGUCAAGAGCAGUUGCAACGGCUCGCAGGGUCCUACUGGCGACGGCGAUGAGGGAGGCGCGCAGCUCGGCAAUGGCAGCUCGGCAAACAUGGAGAGCGACCAAGUGAGCGACGCUAUCAUGCGCAGGCGAGCCACAGAGCUGGAUGUGAGCAUAGAGGACCUGAUAUACGUGCUUGGUUUCCUCACCAAGGUCGAGGCGGCCCUCUUAUUCAGUGGAGGCGAAUCCAAUGGGGAGGACGGCGACGGAGGAGCGGCUUAA
This is a messenger RNA of Postia placenta MAD-698-R-SB12, 1602 nucleotides long. RefSeq lists its product as hypothetical. The transcript is spliced from 5 exons. The record is from RefSeq and is a predicted model, not a curated record. Bases 1 to 1602 code for a protein of 533 amino acids. Lineage: Eukaryota; Fungi; Basidiomycota; Agaricomycetes; Polyporales; Adustoporiaceae.